Eruca vesicaria subsp. sativa (arugula) is the source of this 1351-nucleotide messenger RNA. NCBI's taxonomy places the organism in Eukaryota, Viridiplantae, Streptophyta, Magnoliopsida, Brassicales, Brassicaceae. The record is from the annotation of a GenBank genome assembly.
AUGCUAGGCGAGUACGGAACCACCUUAAACAUCAAAUCCAGAGUCAACCGCCAAUCAGUCCUCGGAGCCAUCACUUCCGCGCAGCAGAGACUCAAACUCUACAACAAAGUCCCACCAAACGGUCUCGUCCUCUACACUGGAACCAUUGUUACAGACGAUGGUAAAGAGAAGAAAUUCCACACGGAAGCUUUAAACGAGCUGCUCGAGUCUGAUGAUAAGUUUGGUUUCAUUGUCAUGGACGGUAACGGAACCCUCUUUGGGACGUUGAGUGGUAACACAAGAGAGGUACUUCAUAAAUUCUCAGUUGAUCUUCCGAAGAAGCACGGGAGAGGAGGGCAGUCUGCCCUCCGUUUCGCCCGGCUCCAUAUGGAGAAGCGUCAUAACUACGUGAGGAAAACGGCCGAGUUAGCCACGCAGUAUUAUAUCAACCCCGUGACGAGCCAGCCUAAUGUCUCUGGUUUGAUACUCGCCGGUUCGGCGGAUUUCAAGACGGAGUUGAGCCAGUCUGAUAUGUUUGAUCCGCACCUCGGCGCGAAGAUACUCAACGGAGGGGAGAAUGGAUUCAACCAGGCGAUUGAGCUGUCGUCGGAGAUUCUCGCGAAUGUUAAGUUUAUUCAGGAGAAGCGGUUGAUAGGGAAGUAUUUUGAGGAGAUAAGUCAGGAUACGGGGAAAUAUGUCUUUGGCGUGGAGGACACGUUAAACGCUUUGGAUUCGGGUGCUGUUGAGACUUUGAUUGUGUGGGAGAAUCUUGACAUCAACAGGUAUGUUUUAAAGAACAGUGCGAGUGGUGAAACUGUGGUGAAGCAUUUGAAUAAGGAGCAGGAAGGGGACAGUGAGAAUUAUAAAGUGGAGAAUAGUGAUCUUGAUGUGGAGGAUAAGAUGUCUUUGUUGGAGUGGUUGGCGAAUGAGUAUAGACGUUUUGGUUGUGCGUUGGAGUUUGUGACUAAUAAGUCUCAAGAAGGGUCUCAGUUUUGUAGAGGGUUUGGUGGGAUUGGUGGGAUACUUCGUUAUCAGCUUGACAUGACUGCUUUUGAUGAGGAUUUGGAUGUUUACGAUGAGGGUGAUGAAUCUAGCAAUCAAUUGAAUCCUCACUGGUUCAGGAAGAUGGCUUGAAUGAGCUUGCGCGGGCUAUCGAGGUCACGCUGAAGGUCACUGGAAACUAAGUGAAGAAAGCAUCUUCUUGAAAGGUAAUAAAGGAUAUCUAUUGAAGCAUGGUUUUGUUUUUGUUUUGUGGGAUAUUUGGCUUAAUCUUUAAAAAGAAAGUGGUGGAGAAUGAAGAAGUCUUGAUAUGAUAUGAUUGACCUUUGUUAUUCUAUCUAUGGAGUUUUUCUUUUGGUUUGUUGGUUUUUCU